This is a messenger RNA of Aspergillus fijiensis CBS 313.89, 769 nucleotides long. RefSeq lists its product as uncharacterized. Lineage: Eukaryota; Fungi; Ascomycota; Eurotiomycetes; Eurotiales; Aspergillaceae. The record is from RefSeq and is a predicted model, not a curated record. The transcript has a single exon. Bases 97 to 597 code for a protein of 166 amino acids.
GACAAACGAAUGAAAAGAGGUCAACCUACGGUAUGAUGCGAUGCUUUUGAUCAAGGGAAAUGUUUGCCGCCGAUUUUCCUCCAGGGUCUGGCCACCAUGGACCCCUACUCAAGGUCUCUCCUCUUUCUUCCUUGUGCUGUUGAACCAUUGGCAUUCGGCAUCAGAGACACUUCUAACCUACUCCGUAGAGGGAUCUACCCCCUUCCUUCAUGGAUGGCAGGAUCGGGACCACCAAAAAGUCAAAAAUCCGAAGAGCAGAGGAUAGCCAGAUCUCGACACGUCUUGUUUUUCUUCCCCGGGUCUCAAUGGGAUUGCGAGUCAUUUUCACCGACAAAAUCCCCAAUUGAAGGGCCAAGUGCUCCCAUUAUUUUUAAACCUCCCCUUGGCCAGGCCCCGCCAGGGUCUAGGGCAGAUGUGUGGUUGACAGGCACCUUGGGAGAGACUCACCGAAGGGGCUUAGCGGGAUGGGGUCUUUCCUCCAGGCUUCAGGCUCUCCCAAAGUUCCCUCGGACCUCCAGCCAGAUCUUGUUGCUAUGCCAAGACGGACGCUUGCGCGUCUCCGCCACCAAUCCGUCCCGAUUAGGAAGGAUACCGUAAUCAUGUAACGCCGGGCGGUUUGAAAUUGCUUCCAUAUCGAGUUGGUCCAGAGAAAAGGGAAAAGGGAAAGGGAGGCUGAGGCAUGAAGCCUGGAGGGGUUCCUGCACCUUCAAUCUGUCGGUCUGUACGGCUGUCGGCUUGGUCGGGCCGUGCGACCAUGUUGCUCAGCGCU